Sciurus carolinensis (gray squirrel) is the source of this 1722-nucleotide messenger RNA. RefSeq names its product V-set and immunoglobulin domain containing 8 (gene Vsig8). NCBI's taxonomy places the organism in Eukaryota, Metazoa, Chordata, Mammalia, Rodentia, Sciuridae. Bases 1 to 1275 code for a protein of 424 amino acids. Gene Ontology annotation, cellular component: intracellular anatomical structure. The transcript has 6 exons. The record is from RefSeq and is a predicted model, not a curated record.
AUGGUAGAAGGAGAGGCUGAAGUUGACUGCUCAAGCUCUGGCUCUGCCUUCUUUCACCCCAUCUGCUCUACCCCUACCCUAGCACUGCUGUCUGCCGUGAGGAUCAACGGGGAUGGCCAGGAGGUCCUGUACCUUGCGGAAGGUGAUAAUGUGAGACUGGGCUGUCCCUACAUCCUGGACCCUGAGGACUAUGGUCCCAAUGGGCUGGACAUUGAAUGGAUGCAGGUCAACUCAGACCCCUCGCAUAGGGAGAAUGUGUUCCUUAGUUACCAGGACAAAAGGAUCAACCAUGGCAACCUCCCCCAUCUGCAGCAGAGGGUUCGCUUUGCAGCCUCAGACCCCAGCCAGUAUGAUGCCUCCAUCAACCUCAUGAACUUGCAGGUAUCUGACACAGCAACUUAUGAGUGCCGGGUGAAGAAGACCACCAUGGCCAGCCGGAAGGUCAUUGUCACUGUCCAAGCUCGUCCUGCAGUACCCAUGUGCUGGGCUGAAGGCCACAUGUCAAAGGGCAACGAUGUGGUGCUGAAGUGCUUUGCCAACGGGGGCUCCCAACCCCUCUCCUACAAGUGGGCCAAGAUCAGUGGGCACACUCAUCCCUACCGAGCCGGGUCCUACCACUCCCAGCACAGCUUCCACUCUGAGCUCUCCUAUCAGGAGUCCUUCCACAGCUCCAUAAAUCAAGGCCUGAACAAUGGGGAUCUGGUGUUGAAAGGUGUCUCCAGAGAUGAUGAUGGAUUGUAUCAGUGCACAGUGGCCAACCACGUGGGCUACAGUGUUUGUGUGGUGGAGGUGAAGGUCUCAGACACCCGGCGUGUGGGAAUGAUCAUCGGGGCCGUGCUGGGCACUUUGCUCAUGCUGGCCUGCCUGGCGGUGGGCAUCUGGGGGCUCAUCUGCUGCUGUUGCGGAGGCUCCGGGGCUGGUGGCGCCCGCGGUGCCUUCGGCUACGGCAACGGCGGCGGGGUCGGCGGAGGGGCCUGCGGCGACUUGGCUAGUGAGAUCAGAGAGGACGCCGUAGCGCCAGGGUGCAAGGCCAGCGGGCGCGGCAACCGCGUCACCCACCUCCUGGGGUACCCGACGCAGAACGUCAGCCGCUCCCUGCGCCGCAAGUACGCGCCUCCACCCUGCGGCGGCCCAGAGGACGUGGCCCUAGCGCCCCGCACCGUCUCUGCUGCUUGCGAAGCAGGCCCUUCCCAGGUCUACGUCAAGGUCAAGAGCGCCGACCAGGCCGAAUGCGCUGAGGGGCCGCAGCUGGGCAAGGACGGCCUUUUAGUGUGAGCGCGCGCGCCUCGCGCCGAGUUGCUCCCCGGCCGGGAGGCGGGUGCGGGGCUCUCUGCCUGCAACUGGGGACACGUUCGGGCCGGCGCAGACCUCGCUCCCCUCAGACCGCCUGGCGACUAGGGAGCUGAGGAAUUUUCCUCGGGAAAAGAGUAGGACGGCAGAGCCUUCUCCCCCAAAGUGGGAGGAGGCGGGAAAGUUCGGAGGAACGCAGUCCAGAGCCCUUCCGCACCCCGGAGGCUCCAGAGCUUGGGGUACAGGGGUUGAGGGAGGGAGGAGCUGGCGGAGUGAGUAUCCGAGAGCCGAAGAGGCGCAGGUUGGGUGUUCCCAGCCAAAGCAGAGAGUCCCUGGACCCUGGGUGGGUGGGAGUCUGGACUGAAUUGUUUUUGUGUGAGAUCCUAGCUCUGAGGCAACAGUGUUAGCACAAUAAAGAAGCUUUAAGACUGA